UAAAUUUUCCUUUUUAGUAAUGUGUACCUCUAAAUGUGAGUUCUCGUUUAUUUCUCUUUUUUGUUUAAUAGUUCCCGUAAAAUUUAACAAAUAGAGUUCAAUUAAUAAUUUUUCAGAAACUAAAAUUGUUAAUUUUUGGCAAACCUAAAGGACCAAAACUGUAAGUGCAUACUUAAGGGACUUCUUUUAACCUACCCUCAUAGUUAAGGAACCAUUUUUACGAACUUGUGGCAAACUUAAAGGAUUAAAACUAUUAAGUGCAUAGUUUAGGGACUAUUUUGAACUACUCUCAUAGGUUAGGGACAAUUUCCAACUUGAAACACAACAGAAUACUGCUUGAGAUCAAACUAAACGAGCUCAAAAGUACAUCGUUUUAGUUUUUUUUUUUUUUUUUUUUUUUGGUUGGAGUUGGGGGUGGGUGUUAAAACUUAAUUAUAGUUAUUCUUAUUUUCAAUUGGAAAAGGAUAUCUACUUUAAGUAUAUGAACGGAAACAAUCAAUUUCUAAUACAAACAUAAAUUGAGUACUCCUUGAGAUCAGACGCGAAAUAACUCAUCCAAAAGUAGCUCAAUUUUCCUCUCUGCAAUUUGAUCCGUUCACCAAGCUAUAGGUUCCUUUAAUUUAGCCAAUACUUGAUCAUACUUUUUAUGUAUGUAUUUAUUUAUUUGUUUAUUUUAUUCCUGAAUCCUGAUAUUUUAUAAGGUUAAAUUUAUUUCAUCUGGUACCUGAUACCUCCUACCAGAGGCAGGCUUAGGGGAUAGCAUAUAUAAGGUUAAUUUUUUUUAUCCAUAUAUAUUAAAUUUUGCAUCUCUUUAACUUUUUCAUGUGUUUACUUUUUAUUUUUUGUUUCUGAACACUCUUAAUGAAUUAGGUUAAUUUUUUUAUCCAUAUAUAUUAAAUUUUGCUAUCUCUUUAACUUUUUCAUGUGUUUACUUUUUAUUUUUUGUUUCUGAAGACUCUUAAUGAAAAUUCACCUCGGACUCUUAGUGAAAAUUCCGCCUCGGGUCCUCCACUAAAAUUUAAACUUGAGACCUCGUGAUGUACAUGUGUUUAUUUUGGUUACUUGAUUCGUAAAUAUUAAUUUGCCUUUUCACGUGAUCAAUUAUCUACCAAUUUCUACUGGUCCCAAAAAUUAAAAGUUUGAAUUAUGAUCCAUAUCUUUUUAUUUUUUUUAUUUUGAUAAUGAUGGUGUCCCGACCCAGUUUAGGCACCCGGACUUUCAUGUGAUAGGUGCUACUUGCCGGUGCAUGUACCGGACAACUCUAACCUCUGGCCAUCAAAGCUUAGCCAGAUAGAAGAAAUCAACUAGUGUUACCUGAGCUCUCAUGUUCUCUGCUCACUCAUUGAUUACUAAGUUGCACCGUUGGGUGCAACCGUGGUCUAUAUUUUAUGAUUUGAGCUUCUUAUUCCAUUAUUAUAUGGUUAUACUAUCUCUCUCUCAAAAUUCUGGAGGAUCUUGGUAUAAAAGUUUUAAUCUUUUCUUUUGAUCAACCGGUACAUACUUUGCUGUCAUACCAAACAACCAUUGUUUUUCUUAUUUCUGCUUUAUAUAUUAUAGGUAAUGGCACUUGAAUGCUUCACGUGGACUACAGAACUAUUGGGUUCACUACUUCAUACAACAUGUAGAGUUGAUGAUGGUGAAACUUUUGAACGUUUGCCCGAUUGUCUCAUCAUCGAUAUUCUGAGUAGGCUUCCUCCACAUUCUCUUCUUAGAUGUCGAUGGGUUUGUAAUUGUAGGCAUUGGAGAGCUUUGGUCUCAUUACAGGACUAUUUUACCACCUUACAUGAUGAUCUCUGUAGAGCUAGUAGACCCAUGCUUCUCAUACAUGAUCAUUUUGCCAAGUACGGACAGGAUCUUUAUGUUUUUGGUGAAAACAAGAAGAAGAAGAAGGCCGCCUUCAAGAAACUUCAUCUCAGACCUGAGCUGAUGAUUAAUAAGCACUGGGAACACCUGCUUUCUCUUAUAUACUAUUGUCAAGGAGUUCUUCUGUUUGCUUCCUCAAAGUUGGAGUCAACUUAUUAUGUUUUCAACCCGAUAACAGAAGAGGAAGUAACUUUACAACAUACACUUCACCCCAGCUACUUGUGUGCUCUGUACUUUUGUCCUUACACAAGACAAUUCAGAAUUCUUUACGUGCAAGUACGAGACAGUUGUUGUCAGUAUUUCAUAUGUAUUUUCCGGACACGGAUGUGGAGGAAAAUCCGUUUAUCCUCCUCUUUCAACUUUUUGCCAUCCCGUGUCAAUCCGGCAGUUGUUAAUGGAGCAUUGCAUUGGGUCAUACUGCACGAUUUAGAAAGAAAAAAUACUCCUCCUUGUGAAAACGGAAUCAUGGUUUUUAGAAUGGAUAAGGAAGAAUUCUCUGCUAUGCCUCAUCCUGGAAGUACUGUGUGCAACCCAAAGCAAGCGUAUCGAACUAUGACUCUUUUUCUGAAGGAUGAUCGUUUGGCUUUCUGUAACUUGCUUUUCCCUGAGUAUGCUAUCGAUAUAUGGAUUUUGGAGGACUAUGAGACGCGGGCGUGGAUCAGGUACAAGGUUAAUCUCUCUGAUAGGAGAAUUUUCCCUUUUAAUUUGUGUUUCAUGGAAAUUCCAUCGCCAAUUGGCGACAAAUCUGGGCGGAUAAAGCUGUUGAGCGUCCAAGAAGGUGAACUUAUGCUUGACAUGUGGAAUGAAGGGUUAAUUCUUUAUAAUUUAUAUCAUAGAACUAUGAAGAGAAUUGAAUUGCCGCGACAGGAAAUGAAGUUAUAUACUUGUAGUCCUCAUAUGAAGAUUUUCCUGGUAAUAGCCUAAUUAACUUCCCUGUUCUUGUUAUUAACCUUUCUAAUUUCAUUGUUUUCUAGUUAUCCAAUGGUGUUUUUAGUUGUGUUGGUAGUAUAAUGAAACCAUCUAUGUAGUUGUUAUAUUUGUGAGUACGCAGUUUCUUUAUUUCCUGGGUUUUAUGCCAUAAAAUAAUUUGUACAUUGAAGAAGAACGGAAACUAACCAGAGGAAUACAAAGGCAUAACAACGACGAUUUAUGUAAAUACUUGUAUACAACAACAAC
Messenger RNA from Lycium barbarum (goji berry), 3039 nucleotides. RefSeq lists its product as uncharacterized. Gene Ontology annotation, molecular function: protein binding. The transcript has a single exon. Lineage: Eukaryota; Viridiplantae; Streptophyta; Magnoliopsida; Solanales; Solanaceae. The record is from RefSeq and is a predicted model, not a curated record. Bases 1561 to 2787 code for a protein of 408 amino acids.